Kluyveromyces lactis is the source of this 2001-nucleotide messenger RNA. It is a transcript of the gene RAP1, whose product is annotated as DNA-binding transcription factor RAP1. NCBI's taxonomy places the organism in Eukaryota, Fungi, Ascomycota, Saccharomycetes, Saccharomycetales, Saccharomycetaceae. The coding region runs from base 1 to 2001 and encodes 666 amino acids. Gene Ontology annotation, biological process: telomere maintenance via telomere lengthening; regulation of DNA-templated transcription. The record is from RefSeq and is a predicted model, not a curated record. Gene Ontology annotation, cellular component: shelterin complex. Gene Ontology annotation, molecular function: telomeric repeat DNA binding. The transcript has a single exon.
AUGUCACAUGCAGAUGAUUUUGACACAGCCUUGGAUUCCCCAUCGGUUCAAAUAAAAGAAGAUGUAGGUGUUUUUGAUGGAGUCUCGUUUUUCAUUGACCCUUUGAUCAACGACAUGGAAGCUUUGGGCAAUGCAGUUCGCAAUAACGGUGGGGCAGUCUUAAUAGAGGCUCCAGAGAAGAGUUCGAGAGAAUGGGAAGCAGCAUAUUUUGUUUCCAAGAGGUAUGAUGAGGACUAUAGAAUAUUUGUGCAUCCAUCUUACAUUUUAGAUUGUAUUGAUGCAGGUACACUUUUAAACGUCCAUGAUUACUUGGGUAAACCUGAGUCUUCCGGGUUUGUUCGGUUCGAUUCUAACUCCAUCUCUGAUGAAUAUAACAUUGGUAGUCAGCUAUCCGAUCUUCCUGGCUCUGACGUAACAAGAGCUGCAGUCAAGAUAGCAACAGGGAUCAACGAGUCGAUUGAUUCCGAGAAUACUCGGGGCCAGAGAGAAAUGGAUUCUGAUUCGUCCCCAGAAGUGAAAAUGUCUUCCAAGGAUGACGAAAUAGCUUCUCAUGACCAACAGCAACAAUUGACCCACACAGAUGUAGAUGAUGCCAAUGAUCUUAUUUUACAUGAGCAAGCAAGUUCAAGUCAUAAUAAAUCCUCAUUCACUAAAGAAGAGGAUGAAUUCAUCCUUGAUGUUGUCAGGAAGAACCCCACUAAGAGAACCACACACACAUUAUACGAUGAAAUCUCACAUUAUGUCCCUAAUCAUACUGGGAAUUCUAUCAGACAUAGAUUUAGAGUCUAUUUAUCGAAGAGAUUAGAAUUCGUUUAUCAAGUCGAUGAAGAUGGUAAAUUGGUAAGGGACCAGGAUGGAAAUCUAAUCAAAACAGACAUUCUACCGAAUGGAUUAAAGAGGAAAUUUACAAGUGAAGAAGAUUAUAAUUUGGCGGUUGCUGUGAAAAAACAGUUUUACAGAGAUGCUUUUCAAAGAGACCCUGAUACAGGAGCAAGCUUGAUCGCUGAAGAUGAUGAACCUAACAUUGUCGCGAAACGACAAUUAGUUAUGAAUACAGAAAUUGAUCCAUCAGAAGUACCUUCUUUCGAAAAGUAUACUGUAAAUGACCGCCGAGGACCAUUGUCUCGUGAAUUUUUCAAAUUAUUCGCACUUGAAGUACCAACCCAUUCAGAAAAUGCAUGGAGGGAUCGUUUCCGUAAAUUUAUUCUGCCUUAUGGUAUUGAUUCAUACAUUUCAUACUAUGAGAAAUGCAUGGAAGAAGGUAUAGAACCUGAGUCUAUCAAAAAUAUGACCAACAGACCCAAGAGAGAAGGACCAUCACCCGGAAACUAUAAUACGACCCUAAAAAAGAGUAAGAGAUCUACCGAAGGUGGUACUCAGCAAUCAACAGAUACCAGUUUGAAUGAUUUCUUCUUAGAAUCAGAUGCAUUCGAUCUAAUAGAUGGUAUUAGGCGUGAUUUGCACGCAGCUGAAACACAACAAGAAGAGCAAGCACGUUCAUUGUAUGCUGAUGAUGUCGCGGAAAGAAUUCGUCAUCAAGUGGCUUUGGAACAUGAAGAGUAUGAUAACUAUGAUUUUGAUUCAAUACCUUUCCCACCCAAGCUCGCUGAUAAUGAUGAUUUCUUUGAUCAUACCUUUUUCAAUUUCAGAUCUACCAAGGAGUUCAUACAAAAGUUGGAAGAGAUUAUUACUAGGGAAUAUGAUGAGUCACAAGCAGAUGUCCUUGUUCAUGAUCUUGACGUUGAGUGCGGUAUCAGAAAGAAAUACGCUACAUCUGUCCUAACUGCUUUAACUGGUGAUAUCUCAUUGUUUCCAAGAUACAUUCUGACAUCAUUCAAAUAUGGAGUACAUCUUCCGCAAAAUGUCCCCGGUAUAUGGACGAAGGAGGAUGAUGUGAUCUUAAGAUCAAAGAAUCCAGAUGGAAUGAAGAUGCUAGAAAAGAAACAUGGUAUUGCUAGAAUGCAAAUGAGGAUAAGGUUCCAAGAGAACAAUCUAGUGUGA